Molecule: messenger RNA, 963 nt
Organism: Clonostachys solani
Lineage: Eukaryota; Fungi; Ascomycota; Sordariomycetes; Hypocreales; Bionectriaceae
Source: the annotation of a GenBank genome assembly
AUGACUUUGCCAACCCAUUUCACGCUCAAUACAGGGGCUAAGAUCCCAGCCAUUGGCUUGGGAACGUGGCAAUCUCAGCCUGGCGAGGUCCGCAAGGCCGUGGCUUAUGCCCUUAAAGAUGGAUACCGUCAUAUUGAUGCUGCCCUACACCCAUACCACGCGAACGACAUACUAAGAAUACUCCCAGGAAACGAGAAUGAGGUCGGCCAAGGAAUCAAAGACAGUGGUGUGCCCCGGGAAGAAAUUUUCCUGACUAGCAAACUUUGGAACACAGACCAUCCCAAUGUGAAGGAAGGUCUCCAGAAGUCUCUCGAAGCUCUAGGUGUAGACUAUCUUGACCUUUAUCUUAUUCAUUGGCCUGUUCGACUGGUUCCGAACGAAUCCCACCCUCUUCUACCAGUCAACCCCGACGGUACCAGGUCGGUCGAUCGGUCAUGGGACCAGAGCGAAACAUGGCGACAGAUGGAGGAGGCUUACAAAUCUGGCAAGGUCAGGGCCAUUGGGCUUGCAAAUUGGUCCAUACCAUACCUGAAGGAACUCCAAAAAACUUGGACGGUCGUACCAGCCGUGAAUCAAGUUGAGCUACAUCCCUUCCUUCCUCAGCACGAGCUCAAGCAGUACUGUCAGAAACUGGGAAUUCUGCUUGAAGCAUACUCUCCCCUUGGAUCUACAGGUGCCCCGAUUAUGUCAGACCCAGAAAUCCAACAGGUCGCAGACAAGAACGGCGUGUCAGCCGCCACUAUUCUGAUCAGUUACCACGUUAAUAAGGGCGUCGUUGUGCUGCCUAAGUCUGUGACCGAGAAGCGUAUCUCCUCUAAUAGACAGGUCAUUGCGCUCCCAGAGAGCGAUUUAGCUCUACUGGACGGUCUGGCUGCUGGCGGGAAAGCCAAGCGAAUCAACACUCCUAAAUGGGGCUUUGACCUCGGAUUUGAUGACUGGUACGGCCCGGUAAAUUCACAGUAA